GCCCAGAAGGGGGCGGGGGGUUUAUCCGCCGCCCAUGCGCGGGGGUUCGGCCUGCGAGCGGUCCGAAGGCGGGGUACAGGCAUAAUGAAGGUUGCCCAGUGCUGCUUCAUGCCCUUCCAGAGUGCAGAGAGCAGCUAAACUUAAACCUCUAAAAAACAGGAAGUACAAAAUUAAGGGAAGAAGAGGAGAUGGAGUUGAGGCCCCUUCAUCCUCCAUCACAUCAUUACCAAAAGCAGCAGCAGAUCACUCCCAUGCUAGGCCAUGAAAACUGUCUUCCCCUCCCCAUCUGUCACUGGUGGUGAGAGUAAACUGGAAUUAACAUCACAAUGGAUAAGACAUGCUUGGCUCUUCCUGUCCAUAGAAGGAGGAAUUGCUAGUUGGGAUAUGACAUUCCCGAAGAGGUUUCCUGCUGUCCUCUGAGGCCCAGGAACAGUGAGGUCUAACAGCAACAUACUUUGAUGACAUCUCCAGGGCACCAUCAGAAGAGAAAUGUUCACAGAAACUUUUCCUGUAUAGUAGAUGAAUAAGAGGAUGAAGGAAUACUAUAAACAGCAGCAGUAUAGUUGACAGCAAGAAGCUGGCUCCCAAAAGUUGUGACCCAGGAUUUUGUAAGCCUCUUGAAGUUCUGCUGCACACAUCUAUCUUGUAGCUGCUUUUGGUGAAUAUGUCUAUGAAAUACUUAAAAUGGAGUUUUUUGGCACUCUUGAUGCUUUCUGUCAUAAUAAUGACAUGGUACAUGACACUCCCUUCGCAUAUUGUGAUAGAGCAUACAAACUCAAUGUAUUUCUAUGAAUAUGAGCCAGUUUACAAGCAGAACUUCCUCUUCACACUGCGGGAGCGUUUGAAAUGCAAAGAUACAAAUCCAUUUCUGGUCAUCUUGGUGUCUUCACAACCUACGGAUAUAGAGGCAAGGCAGGCCAUUAGAGUAACAUGGGGUUCUAAAAAAUCCUGGGGGGACCGUCAGGUUCUAAUACUGUUCUUACUAGGACAAGGAGCUGAAAGAGAAGACAGCUUAGCAUUAUCGAUAGAAGAUGAAAGCAUUCUGUAUGGUGACAUAAUUCGCCAAGAUUUUAUGGAUACUUACAACAAUCUUACCUUGAAAACAAUCAUGGCAUUCAGAUGGGUGUCUGAGUUUUGUUCAAAUACUAAAUACGUUAUGAAGACUGAUUCUGAUGUUUUCAUCAACGCUGGCAACUUAUUAAUGGUUCUUCAAAAUGUAAAUUCUUCAGACAGUUUUUUUACUGGUUACCCUCUAAUUGAUAACUUUUCCUACAGAGGGUUUUACAGAAAAACAUAUAUUUCUUAUGACGAAUAUCCAUUUAAGGUAUAUCCUCCAUACUGUAGUGGAAUGGGGUAUAUACUUGAUGGAAAACUGGCUCUGAAGAUUUAUGAAAUGAUGAGUCAUAUCAAACCUAUUAAAUUUGAAGAUGUUUAUGUUGGAAUUUGCUUAAAUAUACUAAACGUGAACAUCCAUAUUCUAGAAGAUACACAACUCUUCUUUUUAUACAAAAUUAACUUUAACAUCUGUAAAUAUAGACACUUGAUUGCGGUACAUGGUGUAUCUUCAAGUGAAAUGAUCAGAUUUUGGCAGGAUUUAUUGACAGACACUUCACUCGCUUGCCACUGAUCCCAUGUUAAUAUAGGUCUGUCAAAAGCUGACUGCUUUGUCCUGGUCUCUUGGUUUGAAUUGCACUGUAGAAAGUGUCUAAAUUGAGUUUUGUAGAACAAGGAAAUGGAAAUGAGGUUUUAGAAAGGAUCACUCAGGCUUAUGGGACCACCCUGAUUACUAGGCACCAUUAAAACAGCAGAAUAUCUCUAGAGGGUUUUCAAUAGGGUGUUUUUAAAUUGAGAAUGAGACUUUGUUGCACCUUUUUUAUUCCAGAAUUAUUUAGAUUAUAUAGUAACAGUAUUCUGCUCACUCUACCCCUCUGGUUCAUUUCUGAACAGUCUGCUGCAAGUAUGGGGUCAUUCUGCCACCUCCCCAGGAACCUGUUGUCCUGGGAUUUAUGGAACUGCAGCAGCAGCACCCCUUUUUUCCUCAAAGAACUGUCC
This is a messenger RNA of Emys orbicularis (European pond turtle), 2052 nucleotides long. It is a transcript of the gene B3GALNT1, whose product is annotated as beta-1,3-N-acetylgalactosaminyltransferase 1 (Globoside blood group). Gene Ontology annotation, molecular function: N-acetyl-beta-D-glucosaminide beta-(1,3)-galactosyltransferase activity. Gene Ontology annotation, cellular component: Golgi membrane. Bases 665 to 1627 code for a protein of 320 amino acids. The transcript has 6 exons. The record is from RefSeq and is a predicted model, not a curated record. NCBI's taxonomy places the organism in Eukaryota, Metazoa, Chordata, Testudines, Emydidae.